AUCUUGAGAUACUAUAAGAUCAUCAUUCAUUCAUCAAUCGGUGCUGCAAAAUUAAACUCUACACAGUAUCAGAAUCGUAACUUUCUUUUCCUCCAUUAACGCUCAAAGUAACAAAGUUCUUUACUUUCCUUCAUCUUUUCCACAGCACCAAGCAAAAAUCUCAUUCCAUUCUUCUCAACUCUUCUAUUCUAAUUCCCUCUUCACAUAAAAACACCAAAAAUCCAAACACAAACAAAAACACAAACAAAAAAAAAAAAAAAAAAACAUGAUGCUAAGAAUCCGAAGCCGCGAUGGUCUAGAACGAGUAAAAAUCGAUAACCCAAACACAACAACAGUUUCAGAACUGAAAUCAAUCAUCGAAAAACAAUUACGUAUUCCAACACAUAACCAAACCCUAUCAAUUAACCAAAACCUUUUACUAGCUAAAUCACAACAAGAUCUUCUUCGAUUCACCGAUAUGUCAAACCCUAACACUCCUUUAACAGCGUUAAACCUUUCUCACGGUUCAAUUCUCUUUCUAGCUUACGAAGGUGAACGUAACGUUCCCGGUCCAACCGCUUUUAGUCCUGCCGGUUCAUUCGGUCGAAAGAUGACUAUGGAUGAUCUUAUCGCUAAACAGAUGCGUGUUUCUAGACAAGAGAAUCCGCAUUGUGAAUUGGUUUCAUUCGAUCGCGAUUGCGCCAAUGCGUUUCAACAUUAUGUUAAUGAAACCCUUGCUUUUGCUGUUAAAAGAGGUGGGUUUAUGUAUGGGACUGUUUCUGAGGUUGGUAAGGUUGAGGUUGAUUUUAUAUACGAACCGCCACAACAAGGUUCGGAGGAGAAUCUCGUGUUUUUUAGGGAUCCGGAGGAAGAGAAAUAUGUGGAAGCGAUUGCGGUUGGGUUAGGAAUGAGAAGGGUUGGGUUUAUUUUUACUCAGACUGUGAGUCAGGAUAAAAAGGAUUAUACUUUAUCUUAUAGGGAAGUGCUUCAGGCUGCUGAGUAUCAUGCUGAGAGUGGAUUGAAGGAAUGGGUUACCGCGGUUGUGAAGCUUGAGGUGAGUGAGGAAAUGGGUGGUGCUGAUGUUCAUUUUGAAGCUUUUCAGAUGAGUGAUGUGUGUAUUAGGUUGUUUAAGGAAGGUUGGUUUGAUACUGAGAUUAAGGAAGAUCAUGAUCCUAAGUUGUCUAUUAUGAAAAAGGAUGUUGUUGUUGGCGUUAAGGAUACUAAAGAGGUUGAUAAUGAUUUCUUCUUGGUUGUUGUCAAAAUCUCUGAUCAUCAGGGACCUCUUUCAUCAGCAUUUCCCGUUGAGAACCGGAAUACUCAAGUGACCGCGCAGGCGCUGAAGAAUCAUCUUGAACGGACUAAAAAUCUUCCAUUUGUGAAGCGAAUUUCAGAUUUUCAUCUCCUCCUUGUAUUAUCGAGGGUGUUGGACGUGUCUGCUGAUGUUCCUGCAUUGACAGAAUGUGUGCAGACACAAAGUGCCGUACCAGAAGGUUACCAGAUCCUUAUUGAGUCCAUGGCUAGCGCUGCUUGAUGCUGUGUGCAGGUGCUCGGGGCUCAUGCAGGACCAUAACAAAUGAAUCAUGCUCUAUAUGUCCGGGUCCUUGGCAGUAAUGUAGUGCAUGUAUUCCUAUUGCACACACAAUGUUUAUAUGUCGAUUACUUAUACAUUACUUCUCGUGGCAUUGCUGCAGAAAUGAGCUGAUAUUGUGAUCCACUUAUGUUAGUGUUUAAAUUUAUUGGAGAUAGCACUUAUGAUGAUUCACUAUUUUAUGUGCAAUGAUACUACAAAUAAUGGUAUUUAGACUAUUAAAACA
Messenger RNA from Trifolium pratense (red clover), 1793 nucleotides. Its product is annotated as NPL4-like protein 1. The record is from RefSeq and is a predicted model, not a curated record. Gene Ontology annotation, cellular component: nucleus. Gene Ontology annotation, biological process: ubiquitin-dependent protein catabolic process. Gene Ontology annotation, molecular function: ubiquitin binding; ubiquitin protein ligase binding. Lineage: Eukaryota; Viridiplantae; Streptophyta; Magnoliopsida; Fabales; Fabaceae. The transcript has 2 exons. The coding region runs from base 266 to 1510 and encodes 414 amino acids.